This is a messenger RNA of Tetranychus urticae (two-spotted spider mite), 2838 nucleotides long. Its product is annotated as integrin beta-PS-like. The record is from RefSeq and is a predicted model, not a curated record. Gene Ontology annotation, cellular component: cell surface; integrin complex; focal adhesion. NCBI's taxonomy places the organism in Eukaryota, Metazoa, Arthropoda, Arachnida, Trombidiformes, Tetranychidae. Gene Ontology annotation, molecular function: integrin binding. Gene Ontology annotation, biological process: cell-cell adhesion; cell-matrix adhesion; integrin-mediated signaling pathway.
UAACGGAAAUAUAUUUUGCCAUAAAGUAAUUGUUUUUAGAUGCAAUUUGUAUUUUUGCUUUACUCGUGACAAUUUAAUCAUUAAACAUGAAGUAUAAAAGUUUCAUAUUUGUUAUUAACAUGUUUGUAUUUCAAUUUAUGAUCAGCAACGGAGAAUUAGAUAAGUGCAAUGGUGAACCAUCUUGUGGCCAGUGUAUACGAUCAAGUACCGACUGUGGUUGGUGUAGUGCAGAAAAUUAUGACUCAUUUCGUUGUGCUCUUAUUGGCAACUUGAAUAAAUUAGGAUGCAGAAAUGAGUCGAUAGAGUUUCCAAAAAAUAAAAUGGAAAUCAAGCAGAACAGAGAAUUGAGUUGGGCCAAAGCAGCUUCGAUAAAUGAAGCAGUUCAAAUAAAACCACAGUUGAUUAAAUUGACAUUGAGACCUAAAAAGUACGAAACCGUCAAAAUGUUUUAUCGACAGGCUGUUGAUUAUCCAGUCGAUCUAUAUUACUUGAUGGAUGUAUCAAAAACUAUGUCAAAACACAAGCAAAAACUAGCAGAGUUGGGAAAUGAACUUGCUAAUCAAAUGGGACUGAUUACGAAAAACUUUAGACUUGGCUUUGGUUCGUUUAUCGAUAAAAACAUUCAGCCUUUCACUGAUACUAAUCCACAAAAACUCAAAAAGCCAUGUGAUGAGUGUUCUAGUUCGUAUGGUUUCAAGCACAGUAUGUCUUUGGAUACCAAUGUAACAAAGUUUAUAAAACUGGUUAAAGAAAGUCCAAUUUCUGGUAACAUUGAUGCACCUGAAGGGACACUUGAUGCGAUUAUGCAGGCAAUUGUUUGUCGAGAAAGGAUUGGUUGGAGGAAAGAUGCGAGACAUUUACUGAUUGUCACAACCGAUGCUGAUUAUCACUAUGCUGGAGAUGGAAGGCUUGCAGGAUUGAUAAAACCAAAUGACGAGGAAUGUCAUCUUGAUUCACAAAACUUUUACUCAGCUGGAAAUGAGCAAGAUUAUCCUUCGAUUAACCAAAUCAAUAUGGUUUCUCAGGAAAAUAAUGUUCACAUAAUAUUUUCAAUCAUAAGAGAAAAGAUCGCUAAAUAUGGAAAGUUGGUAAAGAAGAUAAAAAGCGCGAGUUUAGCUGAAUUAUCGAGUAACUCUGCGAAUAUUGUUGACAUAAUCAAAGGAGAAUAUCAAAAGCUCACAUCGAAUAUUCAAUUGGUCGAUAAUAGUUCAGAUCACUUGAGAUUGACUUAUUACUCAUCUUGUCUUAAAAAGGGAAUCUCUGACGACAAUUUAAACCUUGUUCAGCCACCAAUAUGCGAAGGACUGCAAGUUGAUUCUCAGGUAAUGUUCAAAGUGAAAAUUGAAUUGAUUUCAUGUCCAAACAGAGUAUCUGAAAGGAAAGAAGUGAUAAAAAUAAAUCCCAUUGGAUUGGAAGAAGGGCUGAUUAUUGAAGUUAACAUGAUAUGUGAAUGUGAUUGUGAAAAGACAAAAGAAACAAAAAAACACAUCAGCAAAUGCAACAGCAAAGGAGAUUACAUUUGUGGUAAAUGCAAUUGUCAUCAAGGAAGCUUUGGUUCAGACUGUGCGUGUGAUGGUGAUGAUCGUAAAUCUUUUGAGGAAUGCUUUAAAGAUACUAAUGAUACUGAACCUUGUUCUGGUAGAGGUGUGUGCAAAUGUGGCGAGUGUAAAUGCUAUUCAGUAAAGGGUCAUGCAUAUACUGGAAAGUAUUGUCAAUGUGAUGACUUGGCCUGUGAAUAUGUCGAUGGACAAAUAUGUGGAGGCAUAACUAGAGGUGAGUGCAAGUGUGGUAAAUGUGAAUGUACUGAUCGCUACACAGGAUCUGUUUGUGAAUGUCCAAAAUCAUCACAAAAAUGCAUCGAUCCAGUAACCAAAACGAUUUGCAAUGGUCGAGGUACUUGCAAUUGUGGUAAAUGUGAUUGUCAACAAUCUUAUUUUGGUUUGUAUUGUGACGAAUGUCCAACCUGUCUUGGUCAAUGUCCAUUAUAUCAAGAUUUAAUUAAACAACAAAUAAAUAAUGGAACGCUUGAAAUGACCAGUUCAUUAACAUUAACUUCUACCAACUACUCAAUAAUUUCAACAUUGGUAAAUGAUUUAAAAGAAGAUUCAAGGGACAAACGCUGCCAGUUUGUUGGCAAAGACGAUGACUGCGCUUACAUGUUCACUUAUCGCUAUGAAGAUGAAACUUUGAUAAAACCUUCAUUAAAGAAUAAAAUAAGCGAAAAUCAACGAGUAAUAAUGAAAGCUUUAAAAAUCCGUAAAUGUACCCAACCGAUUGAUUUGAAGGCUUAUGCAGCUGAAUAUAUUGGAACAAUAGUUGUCAUUGGAUUAAUUACUCUUUUAAUUUGGAGAAUCAUUACAUUUAUGUUAGAUAGACAUGAAUAUCAAAAGUUUCUGAAAGCUUGCGCAAAUAUUGAUUUUCCUGAGAACCAAAAUCCGCUUUUUAAACCAUCCACAUCAACGUUCAAAAAUCCUGCUUAUGAUGAAUCCACAUGAAGGCCAAGACAUGCUGACUGGAUCUGCAUCCAUGACAAAUCCAUGCAUUCGAAAAAGAGCGUUUGGAAAUUCUAAUAACUCGAAUCCUUAAUUUCGUUGCGGUUAUAAAAAUAGAUUUGUCAAAUAUUUUUUAAUAUUAGUUUUUUUUGAUAUAAGUUGAUUUGUCUCUCAUUAUAAAUUAUUUUCAGAGGUUUUGUUAUCUUUAUCGCUGUCCAUAGAGCUGCCUUCUUUACAGCUACCAUUGGUAGUAUUGUUAAUAUUAGCAUCACCAUCUGUAAGUUUGUGAGAUAGUUGAUGCUUCAGCAUCGAUAUGAGGGAGCAAUAAAUUCUAUUACAAAUGCCA